CUGUAAUGAUUCUGCACAGGCUGCCACAUUAUCUGCUUCUUCAGCAUGCACAGAAAAGAAAGAGAUUUUCACAGAACAUUCACAUAUCAAGGAAACAAGCGAGAACCUUUGCAGCAAACGGUUAUCCGAUGACAGCUUCAGGAGGGAGCCAGGAGCACAUCAGCCACAUCAGUUAGCCAAAUCCACCUCUGAGGAGACUGAGAAAAAUCCCGAAAUGAAGGAGGAUUUUCAGCAGAACACAGAUAUCCCUCCAUCAUCAAUAAAACAGAUUAGUCAGAAAGACCUGAAAUCAGAACUGAAUAAAACCAGAAAGCUGCCCUUGUUGAAAGACACCAGAGCCAGUGAUAGCUCCCAGGAAGAAGCAAUAGACCAGUGGGCCAGGCGACGAAAACAGUUCAAAGACAGCAAAAAAUGCAGUUCAGCUGGAGGAAGCUCCAUAAACAGCACGAUCACCGAGGGAUCAAUGAAUUCAGAGGAUGCUCGCUCAUUAGAUCUGGGACUACAUUCUGAAAAUGAUGACAGAGGUUUCUACACAGAAAACUUUCAUUCUGCUUCCUGGGUUUUCAGAGGAGAUGAUGUUUCACCCAAUAACAGUCCCAGAUGUCUCAGCAAAAGGCCUAGACCAGUGGCAAUUCGGGAAAGAACAGUGAAGAUCGCUAAAGGGACUGGCAGUUACCCCUGGGGCUUCCGAAUCCAGUUCUCAAAGCCUAUCCUUGUGACUGAAGUUGACACAAACAGUGCAGCUGAAGAAGCAGGGCUUCAGGUAGGGGACAUUCUGAUCGCAGUCAAUGGAACGGAUGUCACCAGCAUGCCACAUUCAGAAGCUGCAAAUCUGGCAAGGAAAGGUCCUGACGUCUUGACCAUGGUGGUGGGAUCAGAUAUCAGCCGCUACCCCAACACUCCCCGGCCCACCUGCCGGGGGUAUCUGCACAAACGGACACAGUCGGCGAUACUGAAGGGCUGGAGGAAGAGGUGGUUUGUGCUGAAACACAGCGGCCACCUGCAGUAUUACAAGCACAAGAAGGUACAUCCAGGGCACGAUUUUGAUAUCAAGGUCAAUAACCUAUACGUGUGCAAUCCCAGCGACUCCAAAAAACGUCAUGCUGAAGAUGAAGGGAAAUGCAAGCCCCUCGAAAUAACAAAGUUGGAAGGAGCAGAAAUUGGAGUUGACACCAGUCUGGGCAAACCAUUUGUUUUUAAGUGCAUACCUCAAAGUGGAAGUAGGAUUUUCUACUUCUGUGCAACUUCUAACCAAGAAAUGAAGAGGUGGUUGGAGGCCAUGGAUAAAGCGGCGCAUCCUGUCCACCAGAACCACGUAUGGGUGGACGUCACGCUGCAUAACACAGCGCUGCCGCCCCUGGCUAUCAAGAACCCCGAGUGCCUCGGGCUCCUACACCAGCUGGACAGGAGCAGGGACGUGUGGGUUCAGCACUACUGCAUCCUCAAGGACGGCUGCUUGUACUUCUACGCCACCCUCCGCUCCACACCCGCCCAAGGUGGCCUUUAUCUACAGGGCUAUAUCGUGAGUGAACAGGCUUUGGGCUCCAAGAGAUCUGUAAUUGAACUCAAACCUCCAUCAGAAGAGUUUAAAACCUUCUACUUGUGUGCGGAGAAUAUGAAUGAAAACAAAAGGUGGAUUACAGCUUUGAAAGCUUCAAUUAAUAAAUGGUUACCUCUACACCAGGCAAUUCAAGAUUUCAUGAACAGACCACUGGAGGAGACAAGGAUGUGAGAAGAAAGGUCAUUUUCCCCUCAAUUUCUCUUUUUCAUUUAAAAUUUCGUGCUAUGUCUUUUAAUGACUCAUGUCAAAAAAUGCUCUAGCAAGAGGUAAUCUUUAG
Molecule: messenger RNA, 1838 nt
Organism: Tinamus guttatus (white-throated tinamou)
Lineage: Eukaryota; Metazoa; Chordata; Aves; Tinamiformes; Tinamidae
Source: RefSeq, a predicted model, not a curated record